This is a messenger RNA of Rhinocladiella mackenziei CBS 650.93, 1806 nucleotides long. RefSeq lists its product as uncharacterized. Bases 1 to 1806 code for a protein of 601 amino acids. Lineage: Eukaryota; Fungi; Ascomycota; Eurotiomycetes; Chaetothyriales; Herpotrichiellaceae. The transcript has a single exon. The record is from RefSeq and is a predicted model, not a curated record.
AUGUUCCUUCACGCUCUCAGACUACACAAACGAGAGCCUCAAAGGCAAGAUGGAACCGAUAAUCUGCCUUCGAGCAUUCCGAACCCCACGGCCACUUUACCACAAUCAAUCGUUCCAACCGAUGUCACCGCAGACCCUUCUGCAACGGCUCAAAUCGCCACGGCCCAACAAUUGUCCGGGCUCACAACCAUCACAGACACUCAGACGUUGGUGGAAAGCAUAACAAGUCUCAACAUUAUGUCAACCGUGACCAGCGAAAGAGUCAAAACGAUUACCGACCCGGCCGAAUACUCCUCCCUCACAGCAGCAGCAGCACUAUCUUCCUCGACGACGGCACAGUCUACCAGUUCCAAGAUCUCCGCUGCUGCCACGAGCAGUGCUGCCGCCCAAAAAUCGUCUUCGAACCUCAGUACCCUCAUCCCGGCGAUUGUCGUCCCCAUAGCUGUCGUCCUCUUGGCAUCGCUGGGCCUCUUUUGGUUCUUUAUGCGACGAAGACAUAAGAGAGAGUUGGAGAGGCAGCCGGAGUUUGUCAUGGCUGGUAAAGGAGAAAAACUGAGCAGCCGCUCGAACAGUAGCAGAUCAGCCACAUCAGACACAUGGACUGCGGAGAGGAAGUCACCUGCGGUGAACCAAACAGAAUUGACAUCGACGAAAUCUCCUCCGACAACCACGUCCGAAUGGCCAUCUCCACAGAUUGGUGUUGCUCGACCACUAACACCGCAAGAAUCGGAGUCUGCUGGGCAACAUCGACCAUUUGACCCACCAAGGCUUGGAACUGCAAAUUCAGAACCCAAGCCAUACAGGAAUUUCAGCGGACCAGGAGCCGGGCCAGGACCCAGACCUGCUACAUCUGGACGACCUGGACCACCAUCAAGCAGAGACCAGGGACAGCAUCGAAACAGAAACAACAGCACCCCCGGCCAGAGAGGACCACCAUCGUCAAGAUCGGGCCCCAGUCCAACACCGAGAACAACUCCAAGUCCUGUCCUUCGGAAUGGACCAAGCCCUGGACCACCUCGUUUGGGUCCCAUUAAAUCUCCCCAAGGAUUACCAGGGAACCCGCGGCCAAAUGCGACUACACCAUCCGCGGCUUUCCGUCUACGAGAUCCUUCUCCGAGUAUGAAUCACAACGUACGGGCACAAGCGCCAUCACGACUUGAGGCUCCCCCACCAGGUGCUUACAAUGGCGCUUCAUCAAUCUCUCAAUAUUCGCCCAUAGUCAAAGAGACUCCUAAUAUACCAAAAGGCCCCGGCGCAAAACGAAAUCCACUCCCACCGCUGAAUACCUCGAAUAUGUCAGAGUCUCGGCCCAAGCCACCUAACUCCGCCAGCCCACGAGGCAAUAUUUUAACCGAGGAGAAUCUUCGAAUUGCCCGAUUGGCCAAUUCUUCUCGUCUCGGCUAUACCCCUGGAGAGCCGAGCCCAUCACCCAAAUUACCUCCUCCUGCCACUCGUUCACAAUUAAUACCUCUCGAGAGUCCCAAGGAUCAGCAGGACCAUUUCUUUUCAGGAAGCGGAAAUGGCAACUCUUUACCACAAAGCCGCGCGGCCUCAUCCCGAGAUGACUACCACGGGAACGCAGAACGAGUCAGCAUUGUGUCAGAGCCCGACGAAUACGAAGACAUCGCCGCCAAGUCAGACGUUAGCAGUCUGAAUGAAUUUGAACGCUUUGACUUCAGCACCGAUGCUGGUAGUCGAGGUGGCAGUGCUGCAGGUGGAUCAUUGAACUAUUUCGCCUCGCAAAAUAAUCCGGCUAGCGAGAGAGGAAGUCCUUUUGGAAGUGUCGGGACUCAUGAACGUUGGUAG